UCUCUAUCUCUCUUUCUGUCUCUCUCGCGCGUAGGCUAUUUAUUAUUCCUUUGCUGGCCCUUUCAACACCCCCCGAAGCUUCUUCCCCGAAGAGAAGAAGCGAGCCAGAGCCAGCCGCUUGAAAAAGAUCACUUCUCAUCGCACUCUAAUCUUUGUCUUCGUCUUCCCAAUCUGCGACACAUCACCAUCACCGACCUCGUUUUCAAUCCGGACGCACAAACUCAUUAGGUCUCGACCUCACCGAUCUGUCUCUCUCAAUUCUUAACUCCGAUUGCUGAUUGAUUGGGUGAGUUUCGUGGCGGAGUGAUGGCGCUCUCGGCCUCCGACCUGCCGGCGAUGUACAAUUUGCUUGCCAAUUCGCUCAGCGGUGACCAGAGCUUGCGCAAGCCGGCGGAGUCCGCUCUUGCGCAGUCCGAGAGCCGGCCCGGUUUCUGCUCGCUGCUCAUGGAAGUUAUAACUGCGAGGGAUUUGGCGGCGCAAGUUGAUGUUCGGCUACUCGCUUCUGUGUACUUCAAGAACUGCCUCAAUAAGUAUUGGAGGAACCGGCGUGAUUCCGGGGGAAUCAGCAAUGAAGAGAAAAUACAUUUGAGACAAAAACUUCUGUCAUACUUGAGAGAGGAGAACUAUCAGAUUGCACUUACAUUGGCUGUGCUCAUCUCAAAAAUUGCUCGGAUUGAUUAUCCCAGAGAAUGGCCGGAUCUCUUUUCAGUUUUAGCUCAACAGCUUCAGCCGGCGGAUACUCUUACUUCCCACAGGAUCUUUAUGAUUCUCUUCCGAACGUUGAAGGAGUUGUCUACUAAACGUCUUACUUCUGAUCAAAAAAAUUUUGCUGAGAUAUCAUCUCAGUUCUUUGAUUAUAGUUGGCGCCUCUGGCAGAGUGAUCUGCAGACCAUUCUGCAUGGUUUCUCCCUACUUGCUCAGAACUUGAGUUCGAAUACUUCAGAGCUGCGUCAUGAUGAUCUUUACCUUAAAUGUGAAAGAUGGCUUUUAUGUGCAAAAAUAAUACGACAAUUGAUACUUUCUGGGUUUCCAAGUGAUGCUAAAUCAAUACAGGAGGUACGGCCAGUCAAGGAGGUGUCUCCUGUUCUUUUGAGUGCCAUUCAGUCAUUUCUUCCAUAUUAUUCAUCUUUCAAGGAACAUAAUCCUAAAUUUUGGGAAUUCUUGACGAGGGCAUGCACUAAAAUGAUGAAAAUUUUAGUUGCAGUGCAGAGCAGACAUCCUUAUUCCUUUGGUGAUAAAAGUGUUCUUCCGCCCGUUAUGGACUUUUGUUUGAAUAAGAUCACAGACCCUGAACCGGAUAUAGUCUCAUUUGAACAAUUCCUCAUUCAGUGCAUGAAGUUGGUUAAAUCUGUACUGGAAUGUAAAGAAUACAAGCCAAGUUUGACUGGUCGUGUGAUGGAUGAAAAUGGAAUUACCCUUGAGCAGAUGAAGAAAAAUGUUUCUAGUGUUGUUGCUGGUGUUGUUACUUCCCUUUUGCCUAGUGAUCGUAUAGUACUAUUGUGCAAUGUGCUGAUAAGGAGGUAUUUUGUCUUAACAGCAACUGAUUUGGAGGCAUGGUACGAGAACCCUGAAUCUUUUCACCAUGAGCAGGAUUCGAUGUUGUGGGCAGAAAAAUUGAGGCCUUGUGCUGAAGCUCUAUACAUUGUUUUGUUUGAAAAUCAUAGUCAGCUGCUAGGACCUGUUGUGGUUUCAAUUCUUCAGGAGGCAAUGAAUAGUUGCCCUUCUUCAGUCACUGAAAUCACUCCAGGAUUACUUCUUAAGGAUGCUGCUUAUGGUGCUGCUGCAUAUGUUUAUUAUGAGCUUUCAAAUUACCUGAGCUUCAAAGAAUGGUUCAAUGGUGCUCUAUCGCUAGAACUCACAAAUGAUAAUCCAAAUAUGAGAAUCAUCCAUAGGAAAGUUGCACUAAUUCUCGGCCAAUGGGUUUCUGAGAUUAAAGAUGACACCAGGAGACCGGUAUACUGUGCCGUGAUCAAAUUGCUUCAGGACUCAGACCUCUGUGUCAGGCUGGCAGCAUCUCGUUCUCUAUGCUUUCUGGUUGAAGAUGCAAACUUCUCAGAGACAGACUUUUCUGAUCUUCUUCCUAUAUGUUGGGAUUUAUGUUUUAAACUAGUGGAGGAAGUCCAGGAAUUUGACUCGAAGGUUCAAGUUUUAAAUUCAAUAUCGAUUCUUACUGCACAUAUUGGUGAAAUCAUUCCAUAUGCAAACAAGUUGGUGCAAUUUUUUCAGAAGGCCUGGGAGGAAUCAUCUGGAGAGAGCCUUCUGCAAAUUCAGCUACUCAGUGCUCUAAAGAACUUUGUGGUCACACUUGGUUACCAGUCACCCAUUUGUUACAACAUGCUGCUGCCCAUUCUGCGAAGUGGGAUUGAUGUGGAUAGCCCAGAUGAACUUGUGGAAGACAGCAUGCUGUUAUGGGAAGCCACACUUUCUCAUGCCCCUUCAAUGGUGCCUGAGCUAUUAGGUUAUUUCCCUUGCCUGCUGGAAAUUCUGGAAAGAAGUUUUGAUCACUUGAAGGUUGCUGCAAAUAUCAUUGAAAGCUACAUCAUUCUGGGUGGAAAUAAUUUUCUCGGUUUGCAUGCUUCUGGCGUUGCUAAGCUUCUUGAUCUGGUUGUUGGCAAUGUUAAUGAUAGGGGCUUGCUUUCAAUUCUUCCUGUCAUUGAAAUUCUUAUUCAGUGUUUCCCGAUGGAGGUGCCUUCCUUGAUUAGCAGCACUAUUCAGAAAUUAAUUGUUAUAUGCUUGGCUGGAGGUGAUGACCGUGAUCCUUCAAAGACAGCUGUGAAGGCAUCUUCAGCAGCCAUCCUGGCUAGGAUUUUGGUAACAAAUACCAAUUUUCUAGCCCAGAUAACAUCAGAGCCAUCACUAUUGUUACUCCUCCAGAAGGCAGGAUUCUCAAUUGAUGAAAACAUACUUCUUUGUCUGGUUGACAUAUGGCUAGACAAGGUUGAUAAUGUAACUUCUAUCCAAAGAAAGGCAUUUGGUUUAGCCCUUUCCAUAAUUUUGACAUUGAGGUUGCCUCAAGUUCUCGAUAAACUGGAUCAAAUCCUAAGUGCAUGCACAAGUGUAAUAUUGGGUGGAAAUGAAGAGUAUACUGAGGAAGAGUCCAGUAGUGAUAAUUCAAGCCCCAGAAGACCCCAUCUUCCGAGCAAAGAGUUCCAGAAAAGACAGAUCAAGCUGUCAGACCCUAUAAACAAGUUGUCUUUAGAGAACUCAGUGAGAGAGAAUCUUCAAACUUGUGCUGCUCUUCAUGGGGACUCUUUCAAUUCGGCCAUUGGUAGAAUGCAUCCUGCGGCAUUCACCCAGCUAAAGCAGGCAUUGAAAAUGCCGUAGGCUGGAUUGCUGUAUCCAAAUCUUCUGGUGGUGCCAGCCCAUGCUCCAAUUUUCCGAUUUAUCCAUUUUCUAUAUUACAGAAAGAGAAUAUAUAGGGGUGAUUUUGAAGCUUCCUUGGUUGACAUUUGGUGUUGGCGGUGGAAUUUUGAAUUCUUUCAUUUUGUUUUCUUUUUCAAUUCUUACAUUAGUAGUUAAGAAUGAAUUGUCAAGUGUUGUAAGUAAAUGUUUCCUGGCGCCACAAACUGUAAAUAGCGGGAUCCCAUAUGACAGUGUGGCACAGGGCUUGACAACUUCUAAAAGCACCCAGGCAUUGCAGUGAGUGAGUGAGUGAGUGAGUGAUAAAGAGAGAGGAGAGAGAGAGGGAAAAGAGAGACUUGUUGAGCUUUGUUAAUCCAACCAAAAGAAAAAAGAUUUUGAUGGUGCAUUUGUGUUUUGCACUGUGAAUCCUCCUCAAACGUACAAGUUAAAAAAGCACCGAUAGAUGGAUACUACCUUUGUCGUCGUGUA
This is a messenger RNA of Diospyros lotus (date-plum), 3831 nucleotides long. RefSeq lists its product as uncharacterized. Gene Ontology annotation, biological process: protein import into nucleus. The record is from RefSeq and is a predicted model, not a curated record. Gene Ontology annotation, cellular component: nuclear envelope; cytosol. The coding region runs from base 307 to 3324 and encodes 1005 amino acids. Gene Ontology annotation, molecular function: small GTPase binding. Lineage: Eukaryota; Viridiplantae; Streptophyta; Magnoliopsida; Ericales; Ebenaceae. The transcript has 24 exons.